Spirodela intermedia is the source of this 3487-nucleotide messenger RNA. The record is from the annotation of a GenBank genome assembly. Lineage: Eukaryota; Viridiplantae; Streptophyta; Magnoliopsida; Alismatales; Araceae.
AUGUGUACACCAAAAAGGGCACAUAGAGUAGAAAAAUUAUCUAUGCAUGCUAAUGCAUUAUUAUUAAAUCAAUUACCAUAUAAAUUGAGAGAUACAGGUGCCCCUUUAAUUUCAUGUGAUAUUGGUAGAUUCAUUUUUCAGAAUACAUUACUUGACAUUGGUGCUAAUAUUAAUUUAUUACCUGUAAGUAUUUGUGAUAAAUUUAAUAUUUUUGAUCUUAAACCUUCUACUGUUACCUUAGAAUUUGCUAAUAGAUCCAUAAAACAUCCUAAGAGUAUUUUAGAAAAUAUGAUAGUAACAAUUAAAGGGUGUAAAUUUCCAACUGAUUUUGUAGUGCUGGAAAUAGAUUUUAAUGGACAAUUUUAUGAUACACGAAUCAUCCUAGGGAUACCGUUUUUGUAUACAGCAAAGAUGAAUAUUGAUUUUCUCACGAGUAUUGCAAAAAUUUCAUGUGGAGAUCAAUCAGUAGAAAUUAAAAUUUUUGAGGUAUCAAAUGAUCUUAAGAAAUCCCAAGUAUAUGAUUGUCAUAUAGAUCUUCUAAAUGAUUUUGAUGAUCCAAAUGUUAUUGAUGACUGUGUGCUGGAAGAAUUAGAGAAAAUAAAGAAUAUAAAUUUAGAAGAAAAGAAAGAGAGAUCAUCUGAAUUUAGAGUUGAAACUUCUUCCCUCUAGUUUAAAAUAUAUGUUCUUGGAAGAAAAUAAUUUAUUUUCUAUUAUUACUGUAGCUGAUUUGAGUGAUGAAUAGGAAGAAGAAUUAUUAGAUGUACUUCGAAAAAAUAAGAAGUUUAUGGGCUGGAAAAUGGAUGAUCUAAGGGGCAUUGACAUGAGUGUAUACAUGCAUAGUAUACAUGAUAUAAGGGGGCUAGAACUAGUAGAGAACCACAACGAAGAUUAAAUCCUAACAUCAUGAAAAUUGUAAAAAAAAAAAUUAAAGUGGCUGGCUGUUGAUAUUAUUUAUCUUAUUUCAGAUAGCAAAUGAGUUAGUCCUACACAAGUGGUGCCAAAAAAAAUCAGGGAUCACGGUUAUAAAAAAUGAAAAUGGAGAUGAAAUACAAACAAGAUUAACUAUCGGUUGGAGGGUUUGCAUUGAUUAUAGAAAAUUAAAUUCAGUUACUAGAAAAAAUCAUUUUCCCCUACCAUUUACUGAUCAAAUUCUAGAAAAAUUAGCUAGAAAAAACUUUUUUUGUUUUCUGGAUAGAUACUCUAGUUACAAUCAAAUUUAUAUAAACCCUUUAGAUCAAGAAAAAACAACUUUCACUUGUCCAUUUGGUACUUUUGCUUUUAAACGCAUGCCUUUUGAUCUAUGUAAUGCUCUAGCCACAUUUCAAAGAUGUAUGCUGUCUUUUUUUUUUUAUAUGAUUAGAAAAUGUAUGGAAAUUUUUAUGGACGAUUUUUCUGUUUUUGGUGAAUCAUUUGAUGAAUGCUUAAAUCAUUUAGAGCAUAUACUUGAGAAAUGCACAGAGAAAAAAUUAGUUUUGAGUUGGAAGAAAUCACAUUUUAUGGUUAAACAGGGAGUUGUGUUGGGUCAUAUUGUAAAUGAAAGGGGUUUAGAGGUGGAUAGAGCAAAAAUUGAUAUUAUAUCUAAAAUAAAACCUCCAAAUUAAAUAAAACAGAUUAGAUCUUUCUUGGGUCAUGUAGGUUAUUAUAGAAAAUUUAUUCAAGAUUUUUCAAAAAUUUCUAAACCUCUCACCAUGCUAUUAUCUAAAGAUGUGGCUUUUAAUUUUGAUGAGAAAUAUUUUGAGUCUUUUUCCAAAAUAUAAAGAUUACUUACUAAGGCACCUAUUUUACAAGCUCUUGAUUGGUCCCUUCCCUUUGAAAUAAUGUGUGAUGCAUCGAAUUAUGUAGUGGGGGCAGUUCUAGGACAAAUAAAAGAGUCAAAACCCAUAGUAAUUUCAUAUGCUAGUAAAACUAUAUUCGAUGCUCAAUUAAAUUAUACCACGACUGAAAAAGACUUGUUAGCUGUAGUAUUUUCGUUAGAAAGGUUUAGAUCAUAUAUUUUAGGAGCUAAAAUUAUUAUUUAUACUGAUCAUGUAGCAUUAAAAUAUUUGUUAAAUAAGAAAGAUGUAAAGUCACGUUUAUUAAGAUGGAUUUUAUUGUUGUAGAAAUUUGACUUAGAAAUAAAAGGUAAAAAAGGUUUCGAGAAUGCUAUUGCUAACCAUCUUUCUAGAUUAAGUAAUACAGGAAUAAAUGCAGCACCUUUACAAGAUGCAUUUCGAGAUGAACAAUUGAUGGCAGCUCAACAUCAACCGUCACCAUGGUAUGAACAUAUUGUUAAUUUUCUAGUUUCUAGAAAAACUCCAGAACAAUGGGAUAAGAAUAGAAAACAUCAUUUCUUUUCUAAGAUUAGAAAUUAUUUUUGGCAUAAUCCUUAUUUAUAUUACUUGGGCAAUGAUCAUAUUUUAAAAAGAUGUGUUCAUGAAGAAGAAUACCAUAGCAUUAUUAACAUAUGCCAUUCAUCUAAUUGUGGAGGACAUUUCUCUAGAUGAAAAAUAGCUACAAAAUUUUUUCAGUGUGGUUUUUAUUGGCCUACAAUCAUUAGAGAUUCUAUAGAAUUUAGUAGAACAUGUAUUUCAUGCUAAUCUAUAGGUAACAUGAGUAAAAAAGAUGAAAUGCCCAUGAGUAACAUGUUAGUAGUCGAAAUUUUUGAUAUAUGGUGAAUAGAUUUCAUGGGUCCCUUCCCAUUAGCUGAAAAAUAUGAAUAUAUUUUGCUUGUUGUUGAUCAUGUGUAGAAGUGGGUGGAAGCUAUUCCUACUAGAACUAAUGAUUAAAAAAUUGUGAUGAAAUUUGUGUAAGAAAAUAUUUUUUUGAGAUUUGGAUGUCCUAGAGUGAUUAUUGUUGAUGGAGGAACACAUUUUACAAAUAAACAUUUCAAAGAAUUGUUGAAAAAGAAUGGAGUACACCAUAGAGUAGCCACUCCAUAUCAUCCCCAAACAAAUGGGCAAGCUAAAGUAGGAAAUAGGGAAAUUCAGAGAAUUUUGAGAAAAAUAGUUAGACUAGAUAGGAAAGAUUGGCCCACGAAAUUACAAGAUGUAUUAUAGGCUUAUAGAAUAGCUUAUAAAAAUCCCAUAGGUAUGUCCCCAUUUUGUCUCAUUUUUAGAAAGCCAUGUCAUCUUCUUGUGGAAAUGGAGCAUAAAACAUUAUGGGCUAUAAAAAAUUUAUGUAUGGAUGAAAAAUCAGCUGGUGGGCAUAGAAUUUUUCAACUGCAUGAACUAGAGGAGUUGAGAAAUGAAGCUUAUGAAAAUCAUAGAAUAUAUAAAGAAAAAACUAAAACUUUUCAUGAUAAAUAUAUUAGCAGAAAAAAAUUUGAUGUUUGACAAAAAGUGUGGUAUAUGAUUCUAAGCUGAAAUUAUUCCUAAGAAAAUUAAAAUCAAAAUAGAAAGGGCCUUAUGUGGUGGAAGAGACAUGUGAUCAUGGGGCUGUAAUGAUUAAAGAUCCUAAAAGUGAUCAUAACUUUAAGGUAAAUGGACAACGGCUUAAACAUUAUAUAUAA